Molecule: messenger RNA, 396 nt
Organism: Dictyostelium discoideum AX4
Lineage: Eukaryota; Evosea; Eumycetozoa; Dictyosteliales; Dictyosteliaceae
Gene: ponM
Product: ponticulin-related protein
Exons: 1
Coding region: 1-396 (131 amino acids)
Cellular component (GO): plasma membrane
Source: RefSeq, a predicted model, not a curated record
AUGAAAUUCUUAUCAACUUUAAUCCUUUUAUUAUCAGUCUUAGCUUUAGUUAGAGGUGAACAAUACAACAAAUUCACAGUUGAUUUAAACGGUGUUUGUACUAAUAGCGGUUCUCUUGAUACUUGUACCAACCAAUGUGGAAAUGCCGGUGGUUCAUUCCAAAUCUCUCAAAGUGGUGGCGAAUAUCAAUAUGAACAAUACGCUACUAAGGAUUGUGAUCUUAUGGCUUCAUUAACAAGCAAAUUCGCCUGUCUUGCUGACGAGGCACCAGUCACUUUAGGUUUAGGUAAUAUUAAAAUUACUUGUCAAGACCCAUCAAAUUCAGCAUCUUCUCCAUUAACCACUGCUGUCUUAUUUGUUGUUGCUUUUGCUGCCGCCAUUGCUUUAUUAUUAUAA